AUGUCUGAAGAACAAGAUUGGAUCAGUGCAUUACCAGAUGCAAUUCUCCAUCACAUUCUCUCCUUCUUGCCAACCGAACUUCCUAUUCAAACCAACAUUUUGUCCAAAAGAUGGAUCCACCUCUGGAAAUUCAGCCGUGUCAUUGACAUUCCUAUUACAGUACCUUAUAAAUUGAUCGAUGAAUCUGAAUACUGCAUUGAGUUUGCCAUUUCAAGGCAGGUUCAGAUUCUCUCAGUUGCUGCUAUUCUGCUCGUACUAUUGCCUGAAGAAUGUUAUGCUAUGCCUAGCAUGUUUCAUUUGCAUGACAAUGUUCGAUCAUUGGAGCAACCUUUUUUAGGGGAAGAUGAAACUCUAAAGAGGUUGAUGUCUAUUUAUCCUGUUCUUGAGAGCUUGACCAUUGCUAGUUUCUAUACGCUAAUCAAUUUUAAGACUUAUUGGUGUCAAAGCAAGCGGCUUAAACACCUUGUAUUUCGUUGGAUGGAUGGGAUUGGUUUGAAUCUAGAAGUUGAUGUGUCAAAUUUGUCAUCAGUUCAAUUCUUUGGAGAUUUAAUGCAGAUUUCUUUGAGUACUUUGCCUUCCAUUGUUGAAGCCAGAGUUUUUCAACAGGCAAAUAGACAAUAUAAAGAAGAAUUUGAGCACAUUAGCACAUUGGUAGGAAAUCUUAUCCAUGUAAAGCAACUUGGUGUUAAUUCUUGGUUUCCUCAGUUUGUAGCUAGAGAACUCAAGGUGAACAGCAAUGGAUGGGCAAAUGUCCAAAAUCUUAAGGUAUUUUCUUGGUUUGGUCCAUUUGUGAAAGAGACCGAUCUGAUUGCACUUCUUGCCUUCUUGGGACAAUGCUCUUCUUUGGAGAAGAUUGAACUAGGUUUUAGAACUAGGUAUUCGGAAGCGUUUGAUGAUUAUAUUCAAGCUUAUGCUUUCAAGCAAUCGUUUGUUGAGCUUAACAAUGGAGAAGGAGAACUAACAGUUGAAUUUUUGCAUAAUUUGAAGAUAAUUAAAGUACAUCACUUCUUUAGCUAUAAGAGCGAAAUUGAAUUAGUUAAGCGUCUAUUGCAGAAGGGUGCAUUUGGAAGUAUGGUAGGAAUGCCAAAAUGGCACCGCAAAACGGUGCCAAAACAGCAGCCCGUAUCUCUUCCCACCGCGUUUCCAAAUGCAGCCGUAGACUGUUUACAUGGAGUCUCAUCUGCUGUAGCAAAAACUAGGCACAUUUAUGGCAGAUAG
This is a messenger RNA of Durio zibethinus, 1218 nucleotides long. Lineage: Eukaryota; Viridiplantae; Streptophyta; Magnoliopsida; Malvales; Malvaceae. The record is from RefSeq and is a predicted model, not a curated record.